AUUCAGUGUUGUUGGAUAAGUUGGAUAAAAAAAGUGUUUUGGAAAAAUGAGAGAAAUUCAGCGAAAAAUCCUUUUCCACACGGUGAAUAUUCUCUCAAAUGGCCCCAAAAGCAUUGGGGGAAACUCUAAAUCUUUAAUUAGAUUUGCAAGUGGUUCUACAAGUGCAAAAACAGCGGAAACGGCAUCUUGCAGUGAUCCACCGAAUCCUAACCUCAUUCAGGAAGACUGGAUUGGUCCUCCGGACAAAACGUCUAAUUUGCGGCCAAUUAUGCGGCAUGUGCCGAAGAAUGAAACACCGCUUCAGCAGAAGCUGAGAUUGCGGCAGGUGGAAGUAGAUGAGUACAAUCAGAAGUUCUGGACAAAUCACAAUAAGAGAUUCUUUGAGGAGAGGGAUGCCUUUGUGGCUGCAAAUAAGACUCAUCCGGAAGAGAAUUUGUCAGCAGACCAAAUGAGUGUCUUCUACAAAUCCUUCCUUGAUAAAAAUUGGAAGAUUCACUUCUACUACAAUGUCUCCUGGUAUAUCAAAAAUAUAUCAUUGAUGCUUCUUGCUUGUCGAGUUGAGCUUCAGAGGAUUACAAAUACUAUACGGAGGAAAUGAUCUGUAUGAUCUCAAAAAUUGAAAGAUUCUUAUUAGCAGAAAUUAAAGAAAAUAAUUUUUAAUUAAAUAAAAUGUAAAAUUACAAAGA
This is a messenger RNA of Lutzomyia longipalpis, 686 nucleotides long. RefSeq names its product COA8 family protein CG14806, mitochondrial (gene Coa8). The coding region runs from base 47 to 598 and encodes 183 amino acids. Lineage: Eukaryota; Metazoa; Arthropoda; Insecta; Diptera; Psychodidae. The transcript has 3 exons. Gene Ontology annotation, biological process: intrinsic apoptotic signaling pathway. The record is from RefSeq and is a predicted model, not a curated record. Gene Ontology annotation, cellular component: mitochondrion.